AUGGAAAGCCAUCGUGCUAUUAUGUCCAUCAAAUUGCGCAUCUACAUACAAGCCAGGGCCAAUAUCACAGAAGUAGAAGCACCAGAAUUUGCUGAAUCCAUCUCUGAAGGCGAUAUAAGAUGGUUAAAGCAAAAAGGAGAAUUUGUCGAAAAAGAUGAUAUCGUUGCUGAAAUAGAGACUGACAAAACAACAGUAGAAGUUCCAACUCCGCAGUCCGGACAUAUAAUUGACUUACUUGUAGAAGACGGUGGUCGUGUUGUUGCGCACCAAAAAUUGUUUACGUUGGAAUUUGGAAAAGAUGUAUCUACCAAGUCAGAAGAAAAAGUGGCAGAAUCGAGAACGAAGGAAGUACUUUCACAGUCACCAGCACCAAAGCGAGAUCUGACAGAUUUGUCUUCGUCAUCACCAUCAAAGCCUCAUUUGGCAGACGUUUCGCCGCCAUCUUCCAGAUCGAUAGAACAAACAGUCUCAACUCCUCCAGCGUCUGUUCAUCAUUCGUCUUCUGAAUCUUCACCUCCCCAGAAACAGCCAGCUCCGCAAAUGGAAAAAGCACCACCAGUCAAUGAUCCAAGCCUUUUUACUGGUACAAGAAGUGAGACUCGAGUCAAGAUGAAUCGGAUGCGCAUCCGAAUAGCUACACGAUUAAAAGAUGCUCAAAAUACUUACGCUAUGCUUACCACUUUCAAUGAGGUUGAUAUGAGCAAUGUGUUAGAAAUGCGUAAACGAUAUCAGAAGGAAUUUAUGGAUAAGUAUGGCGUGAAAAUUGGUUUAAUGUCUCCGUUUAUUCGGUCAGCUGUGUAUGCGUUGAAGGAAUUUCCCACAGUUAAUGCUGUUAUCGAUGAUGACACAAUACUAUAUCGGCAUUAUAUCGACAUAUCAGUUGCGGUUGCCACACCAAAAGGUCUUGUGGUACCUGUGUUACGUAAUGUUGAAAUGAUGGAUUAUGCAGUUAUUGAAAAAACACUGAACGAGUUUGCUGUCAAAGCUCGAAAUGGCAAACUUGCGAUUGAAGAUAUGGAAGGUGGAACAUUCACGAUUAGCAAUGGUGGUGUAUUUGGUUCGGUCUUUGGGACACCAAUUAUUAACCCUCCACAGUCGGCAAUUCUUGGCAUGCAUGGUAUUUUCGAUCGACCUGUAGCAGUGGAAGGAAAAGUUGAAAUACGACCAAUGAUGACUGUAGCAUUGACAUACGAUCAUCGAUUAAUUGAUGGUCGAGAGGCAGUCAUGUUCUUACGAAAAAUCAAAACAUCAAUUGAGGAUCCAAGAACUAUUUUACUAAAUUUGUAG
Molecule: messenger RNA, 1287 nt
Organism: Thelazia callipaeda (thelaziosis nematode)
Lineage: Eukaryota; Metazoa; Nematoda; Chromadorea; Rhabditida; Thelaziidae
Source: the annotation of a GenBank genome assembly